Tribolium castaneum (red flour beetle) is the source of this 572-nucleotide messenger RNA. RefSeq names its product mago nashi (gene mago). Gene Ontology annotation, cellular component: nucleus; catalytic step 2 spliceosome; exon-exon junction complex. Lineage: Eukaryota; Metazoa; Arthropoda; Insecta; Coleoptera; Tenebrionidae. Gene Ontology annotation, biological process: RNA splicing. The coding region runs from base 85 to 525 and encodes 146 amino acids. The record is from RefSeq and is a predicted model, not a curated record. The transcript has a single exon.
GCAACACUAACGCUGUCACAAAUUUGACAGAAGUGAUCCCUAACCCCACAAACGUUCCAAGCGGCUUCCCUAAAUUCCGUUAGAAUGUCUGCCGAUUUUUACAUACGUUACUACGUGGGCCACAAAGGUAAAUUUGGGCAUGAGUUUCUCGAGUUUGAGUUCCGUCCCGAUGGUAAAUUGCGUUACGCCAAUAAUUCCAACUACAAGAACGACACAAUGAUCCGUAAGGAGGUUUAUGUGCAUCAGUGCGUGAUGGAGGAGCUCAAGAGGAUUAUUAUCGAUUCGGAGAUAAUGCAAGAAGACGAUUCGUUGUGGCCGCCACCGGAUAGAAUCGGUCGUCAGGAGCUUGAGAUUGUGAUCAAUGAUGAACACAUUUCGUUUACUACCUCGAAAACUGGGUCUUUGGUCGAUGUGAGUCAGUCGAAGGAUCCCGAAGGACUGCGCUGCUUUUAUUAUUUGGUGCAGGAUUUAAAGUGUUUGGUGUUUUCUUUGAUUGGAAUGCAUUUUAAGAUUAAGCCAAUAUAAGCGUAAUUUUUGUAAAGUAAUGGUGAAAAAUAAAAGUUUUGAUAAAA